AUGGACUAUCCACAGGAAAGCUUUGUCGCGACAACGUUUGCCCCAGGAUCCUUCUGGGCACGUCGUCGCGAAGUGGUUCGGACUCAGACACUGCGGCAUCAACUGAACAUGCUGAAGACCACUGGGAGGUAUGACGCUUUCAAGCUGAAGUGGCACGCGAGCUAUGGAGAUCCUCCCACGGUGUAUCCAAUUCCAAAUCACCAGUUCUGGGAUUCUGAUGUGGCCAAGUGGAUUGAAGGAGCUUGCUAUUUGUUGAUGGACCAUUACGAUGCAGAGGUAGAUGCGGCUGUGAACGAGCUGGUGCAGAUGAUCCAGAGCGCCCAGCAUCCCGAUGGGUACCUUAACAUCCAUUACUCAGUUGUUGAGCCUGGCAAGCGUUUCACGAAUCUGCGAGAUAUGCAUGAGCUAUACAACGCUGGUCAUCUCAUUGAAGGUGCACUUGCCCAUCGUCUCUUUUACAAGAACGAUGAUAUGCUAUCUCCCAUCUUGAAGUAUGUGGACCUUCUGGCAACCAAGUUCGGAGACCAGGAUACUCAAAUUCCCGGAUAUCCUGGACACCCUGAGAUUGAGCUUGCUCUUCUACGGCUGUACAAAGUUACAGGAGACGAAAAGCAUCUCAAGCUAGCCAAAUUCUUCAUCGAAGAAAGGGGCAAUCCCUCAGGCGGAAAAACAAAAAGGCACUAUUACGACAUCGAAGCUGAAGCUAGAGGCGAGAAAGAGCAUGAGCGACCUGCAUACUUCCCCGCUGCCAGGAGCUACUCCUACCAGCAAGCCCAUCUGCCAAUUAUUGAGCAAGAAACAAUUGAGGGACACUCAGUUCGAGCUAUGUAUCUGCUCACAGCAGUGACCGACCUCGUUCGGAUAUUCCGCCCUGUCAGUAAAGUGGGAGCCACUUUCUUGCCCGCUGUCAACCGGCUUUGGUCGAACAUGGUGGAGCGGAAGUCCUAUGUCACUGGCGGCAUUGGAGCUAUCAAGCAAUGGGAAGGCUUUGGUAUUGACUAUUUCUUGCCUCAUGGAACCGAUGAAGGUGGCUGCUAUGCAGAGACUUGUGCUGCGAUUGGAGUCAUGAUGCUUGCUGAGAGGCUGCUGCAGAUCGAUCUAGACAGCCAUUAUGCUGACAUCAUGGAGUUAUGUCUUUAUAAUGCAGUAUUGACUGGUAUGAGUCUGGACGGCAAGGCAUUCACAUAUGUGAAUCAGCUUGCUUCCUCGGACAAGGAUCUUUCCGAGCGCCAUGAGUGGUUCGAAUGUGCUUGCUGUCCACCUAAUGUCACACGUACCUUGGGCUAUUUGGGUGGAUAUAUCUGGAGUAAAACUGCGACAGAAAGCAGCGCCAUCGUCAAUGUGCAUCUGUAUACAUCAGCCACUCUACGUGCUCCUGUUUCAGGAUCAGAGGUUGAAAUUACCCAGAAGACUAGCUGGCCUUGGAAUGGUGAUGUUGAGUUCACCAUCGCGACAAAUGGACCCCCUGUUGACCUCGAAUUGAGAUUGAGGAUCCCCAGCUGGGCAGAGUCAUGGCAGGCAAGUUGA
Molecule: messenger RNA, 1527 nt
Organism: Penicillium antarcticum
Lineage: Eukaryota; Fungi; Ascomycota; Eurotiomycetes; Eurotiales; Aspergillaceae
Product: glycoside hydrolase family 127 protein
Exons: 4
Coding region: 1-1527 (508 amino acids)
Biological process (GO): carbohydrate metabolic process
Source: RefSeq, a predicted model, not a curated record